This is a messenger RNA of Tetranychus urticae (two-spotted spider mite), 2292 nucleotides long. RefSeq lists its product as uncharacterized. Gene Ontology annotation, molecular function: DNA-binding transcription factor activity, RNA polymerase II-specific; RNA polymerase II transcription regulatory region sequence-specific DNA binding. The record is from RefSeq and is a predicted model, not a curated record. Gene Ontology annotation, biological process: regulation of transcription by RNA polymerase II. NCBI's taxonomy places the organism in Eukaryota, Metazoa, Arthropoda, Arachnida, Trombidiformes, Tetranychidae.
CAAAUGUAAAGUGAGUUACAGUAAAGUUGGCCAAAUAUUUUGUUUAAUUAUCAUUAUCAAUGGAUAAUAAUAAUCAUCUAAUUGAAAGUUUAAAGAUUUGUGAUUCUCAGGUUAAUGGUGAUCAUGGUGAGGUUAAUGAUUCACUUGGGAUGUUUAAGUGUUCACCUUUGGAUAAAAGUAAAGUUAACCAAUUGAACGUUAAUCAUGUUAAAGAAUCAAUUAAACCGUCUUUUACUAAUUGUUGCCAGUGUUUUCAUAAUUAUCACGUUAAUCUAACCUAUGAACCUUCUCAGGAGUUUGAAGGUUCAACCAGGAAUGAAGGUAAACCUUCAUUAAGAUGUUCAUCACCUCUAUCAUAUUCAUUAUCCUCAUGUUCAUCUUCAACCUCAUCAUCAUCAUUAUCAUCGAAAACAAUCAAUUCACUUGCAAGAGGAACACCAUUUUCACCAAAUGAUUGUACAAUCAUGAGACCAUUAAAUCAUUCAACUGACCAUUGGUUACCAGUAAGCUCACUCUCACCAUUAGGAACCUUGUUAAAUUGUCCUGGUUCAUUAGUCAGCCCAUCUAAUAAUGGGAAUAAUGAAUUGAAAUUUGAAAAUGAAAUUGAAGCUCAUCAAGAUAAUGGUAUUGAUUGUGCCCAUCAUAAUGAUCAACAAUCAAAGGGUAAUUUACUUGAAAAGGAUAAUUCAACCGAAAAUUGGAAUAAACCGAAACAACGUCGAUUCCGAACCACUUUUACAUCCCAUCAACAGCAACAAUUGGAAAGAGCAUUUCGUUCAACUCAAUAUCCGGACAUUCAAACUCGAGAAGAUAUUGCAAGUCAAAUAAAUCUAACUGAAGCACGAGUUCAGGUUUGGUUUCAAAAUCGUCGAGCUAAAUGGAGAAAGGAGCAACAUUUUGUAUUAAAUACGAGCUUCACUUUAACCAAUAUCAAUGAUAAUAGCACCAAUAAUGAUGAUGAUGGUAAUGUUAACAAUAAUCACAAUGGUACCAAUGAUAACAAAAAGUGGCAACCAAAACAUUCAAAGAAAAAAUUGGUAACCCUAAAAUAACCUGAUCAGGAUAGAUGCAAGCAAAAGCCUAAGGGAGAAACAAAAGAAACAAAGGCCAAAUAUGGAAUGGAAAAUAUGGAUAAUUAGGAUUAAGACAAGUUGAAAGGAGAGCUCAAUCUGGAUGGUAAUAGACAAUUUUAGUGACCCAUCCUUGUAAUUAGCUGAUUGGUGGACAUUGAUGGACAAGGUGAUGAAGAGUGGAGAUGGUGCAGUAAAACCAACCAGGAACCAGGAAGAUGCAACCCAUCCAGUUGUUUGUUUUUUUUUGACCAAGUUAAUCCGAAAUUGGAUUCCAAAGGGAAACAUGAGUUUGCAAUAAUGUGAAUGCAGAUGAUCAAGAAACGAUUGUGAGAAAGAGAGAAGGAAAAAACGGCAAGCUAAUAACUUGAAGAGUCAACUUGUAUAGCAAAAUGCUCUAGACUUGGUUGUUUAACCCUUGCCAUAGCUGCAAGACGUUUUUUUUCUUGAGCCACUUCAUCUUAUAUUAGAUAUUAUACAUAUUCUUGAAAGCAAAAUAUUCACUAAGAAUAGUAAUAAUAUUGAUGAUAAAGUAGGGCUCAUUAUGAUAAUUAAACUAGAGUUUUCCUCGUUUUUUCCCUUUCUCUAUCUCUCUUUUACUUUUCUACUCAUAAUUUUGCUGUUAUUACUUUGACAGGGAAGAAAAGGUCAAAUUUACUUAAGAUGGAAAAGCAAAGACUUGGAAAAAAAAGGACAAAGUAAAUGGAGAAGAAAAAUUAAAAUGAUGAAAAACUUGCUUAGCUGAUUAUCCUUAUCCUGACUGGCUUAAAGUUGAUAUGCUUUAUGGAUAAACUUGACCACAAGAAAAAGAUUAGACCUUAAAACAAGUUUCACUUGUUGUUGUUAUUCUUUUCUCCUUUGUUACCUGUACUUUGUCCUUUUCACUGGUCAAGGUUAACGGUCGAAAUUGACCAUUAUUAUCGAGAAGAUAAUGAUUGUUUAUGAUUGUUUAUUGUUGUUUAGAUUGUCCAAUGUUAUUAUCAUUGUUGAUCAUUGAGUGCUUUACAUUUUAUAAAUGUCAAUCUUUUUUCCUCCACAAGUAUAUUUGCUUAUUGAUGUUAUUGCUGGCUUAUUUUAAUUACUGUUUACCAGAUUUCGCAAAUUUAUGUUACUAUUUGAAACAUGUAAUCACAAUUCAGUUUCCCUGUUGAAUUUAGUUUACCUCAAAGAAUCAUUUUGUUUUGCAAGUUCCUACAAACAAUUAAAAUAACCAAAAGUCGAA